This is a messenger RNA of Ilex paraguariensis (yerba mate), 465 nucleotides long. NCBI's taxonomy places the organism in Eukaryota, Viridiplantae, Streptophyta, Magnoliopsida, Aquifoliales, Aquifoliaceae. The record is from the annotation of a GenBank genome assembly.
GGACCAAGUUUAAUUCGUGCAAAGAAGACGUUAUUGAUGAGACAUAUUGGGGAAUCCAAAUAUUCUGAUUCUAUUUUAGGUGUACCAAGUGACUGUGUUGUUGAGUUUGGUGCAAUGCGGAAUUUGAAACUGGAUGAACAAGUAGGGAAUAAGAAACGCAAAAGGGAUGCCGAAGAGAUGGGAGAUGCGAUGAAGUGUUUGGAGAAUAGAACCUUGGACUCAAAAAGAGAAAUGGGCAUCUUUGCUGCACUGGACGAAUUGAAGUCCAUGAAAUCCAGACAUGCAAUUGUGAGUGUAGAUUCAAUGCUUGAUCAGCUCCUCCAGGAGGAAAAGGAAAAGGAAAAGGAAAAGGAAAAGGAAAAGGAAAAGGAAAAGGAAAAGGAAAAAAAGGAAAGGGAAAGGGAGUUGGAAGAAGACUCCAAAGGAUUCAAGAUAAAUAUUUUAGUGAUGAUUAUGAGGAUUUAA